This is a messenger RNA of Pimephales promelas (fathead minnow), 1233 nucleotides long. RefSeq names its product COMM domain containing 7 (gene commd7). Lineage: Eukaryota; Metazoa; Chordata; Actinopteri; Cypriniformes; Leuciscidae. The record is from RefSeq and is a predicted model, not a curated record. Gene Ontology annotation, molecular function: NF-kappaB binding. Gene Ontology annotation, biological process: negative regulation of DNA-templated transcription; tumor necrosis factor-mediated signaling pathway.
AAAUCGUUGGCCUGAAUUAGCAGCGGAAGUUUGGAAGCAGAUGUGACAGUUGAGUGUAUGAACAGCGGAGCUGCAAGGAAAACAAUGUUGCAGUUGCAUUUCACGAAUGAUACUUUACCCGACAAUGUCAGCACUGACUUUCAGAAUCUGACUAAAUUCAGCGAACAGCAGUUCGUGAGUCUGACAGAGAUCUUAUACCAGUUCCUUCUAGAACCCAAAGAGUCCGAGAGGUUCUUGCAUCGGCUAACAGAGUUUGCUGGUGAGAAUGGCAUGAGUGCAGGGCCACUGAGGGCUCUGAUGAAGAGUGUCCUCCUCCUACCUCACGGUGCUUUGAAAAGAAACCUAACUGCUGAACAGGUGAAGGUGGACUUGCUCUCAUUAGGACUAAAUGAAGAAAAGGCCAGUCAUUUCUCUGACCAGUGGAGAGUCCACUACCCUGUUUUGUCCAGGCUGGCUGUGGGACAGACACUAAUGGUCAACCAGCUUGUUGACAUGGAGUGGAAAUUUGGUGUUACUGUUGGUACAAGUGAGCUGCAAAAGACUGGAAAUAUUUUUCUACAGCUGAAACUGGUGAUCAGAAAAGGAAACACAACAGAAAAUGUGUACAUGGAGCUGACUUUACCCCAGUUUUAUAACUUCCUUCAUGAGAUGGAGCGUGCCAAAGCUAGUAUGGACUGCUUCAGUUAACCGGGUCGGAGGUCAUUUCACCGUUUUUUUUUUGUUGACCAGUAAAGGGUUGUAAUGAUGUUCCCAUACUCUCAAACUGUUUCAAGAAGAAUCUUUAAUAAUUCACUGAUCUUGUUCAGUAUGUUUGUUUGUGUCCAGUGUGUUUUUGUGUGAGACAAAGAUCACAUUCCACAUUGAUUCUCUUUAUUGAUGAUCUUCUGUUUAUUAAACCUUUAAUGAAUUUCUUCUUCAAUUUAGUGUUGGAUUUCACAUUUUGUUACCUGAAAUCGAACCAUCUGCUUACUGUAGCCUAUUAAUAAAAUAAUUAAUACAGUACAAUACACUAAUAUUCAUUUAUUUUGGAAUGAAUACAGCACAUUCUCAAUUUUCUUUUGUGUUGUCUUUGGUAUUAAAAUAUUUGGGUAAAAAUUGUAAUAUAUAUUUUUACUUCUACUACUACUAGGUGCUGCAGAAAUGUACACACAGAGAAGUGGUUGCUUAUAUCAAAGAAUGUCAUGUUUUACACAGAGUCAGAAUGAUGUAAUAAAUGAAUUCUGUGUUAAAUAU